AACCAGGAAAAUAAUAUCACACUGAAGCAAACAUCAUUAGAAAAUUUGACCUAGACUAUAUAUUUUUUAGCAAAUAUUGUAGCUUAUCAACUACAGCAGAAACCUUUCUCAGCCACCAGCCUUUCCCACGUGACUCCCUUUUCCCCCGAGCCCCCCCUCCCCGAGGGUUCCGCACUUUCGUCACACCCCCGCGUCACCGUGGCCGCCACGCCACCGGCCGUUGUCGCCUCACGGCGUUCUGCCCGCCCCACCCCGCCGCCGCCGGCAGCACGGAGCUUCACCGCGGCCUCGGGGGCUGCUCGUUCUCCUCCCCGAAAGCUGAGGCGAAUCUACCGAUUGCCGGCAGCCGGGCCGCCCUCUGCUCGGCCAGCGGAAGGGGAAGCGUCGCCAUUUUGUUUCGGGUGAUGGCGACCGUGGUGCUGUGGAGCUGGAGAGUUUAGCGCGGGCCCGGCCUCCUGGGGGACUCGCUUCUCGGACAGUCGCUGUUGCUGCGAGUUUCCUCCUGCCCGUUGCGUCCCCCGGUGAUGUACGGAGGGGUCGGGGGCUCUCGCCGGAGCGCAGAAGAGGCAGGCCCGCCGCCCCUCAUGUUGUUGUCAGGCGGGGCAGCGGUCCCCGGGCCCCCCGGAGGAGGUGGAGGAGGAGGAGGUGGAGGUGGGAAUAGCCGUGUGGAGCUGCUGGUGUUCGGCUAUGCCUGCAAGCUGUUUCGAGAUGAUGAGAAGGCUCAGUACCAGGAGCAGGGGCGACACCUUAUUCCUUGGAUGGGAGACCCCAAGAUCAUGAUCGAUAGGUAUGAUGGGCGUGGUCACCUGCAUGACCUUUCUGAAUAUGACGCUGAAUAUUCCACGUGGAACAGAGAUUAUCAGUUGUCUGAAGAGGAAGCUAGAAUAGAAGCCCUCUGUGAUGAAGAGAGGUAUUUAGCCUUGCAUACGGACUUGCUUGAGGAGGAGGCGAGGCAAGAGGAGGAAUAUAAAAGACUGAGUGAAGCUUUGGCAGAAGAUGGUACCUAUAAUGCAGUGGGAUUCCGUUAUGGCAGUGAUUAUUAUGACCCUUCAGAACCCACUGAGGAGGAGGAACAUCAGCCAGCAAAACAAAGAGAAGCAGCUCAGACAGAAAAUGUAGAAGAAAAUGAAGAACCUUUUGUUGCCCCUCCGGGACUGAAUGUACCUUCUGAUGUGGAACUGCCUCCAACAGCAAAAAUGCAUGCAAUUAUAGAACGAACUGCAAACUUUGUCUGCAAGCAGGGAGCACAGUUUGAGAUCAUGCUAAAAGCCAAGCAAGCACGCAACUCCCAGUUUGACUUCUUGCGAUUUGAUCACUACCUCAAUCCCUACUACAAAUUCAUUCAGAAAGCUAUGAAAGAGGGACGAUACGCAGCUCCUUCUGAAAAUAAAGCAGACGAGAAAAAACACUCGAAAGUGAAAUCUGAGGAAGAGGAUGACGAUGAUGACGAUGAUGAUGGAAACUAUCUGCAUCCAAGUCUCUUUGCGUCUAAAAAAUGCAGUAGACUUGAAGAGCUCAUGAAGCCUUUGAAGGUAGUAGACCCAGAUCAUCCACUUGCAGCACUGGUCCGCAAAGCGCAGUCAGAUAAUAACUCAUCAACACCGCAGUCAACGGAUGGGGCAGCUGUUCAGACAUCACAAGUAGAAUAUUCUUCUGAUUCAACCGUGGCAGCCAUGUAUUAUAGUUACUAUAUGCUACCUGAUGGAACCUACUGCCUCGCACCUCCACCUCCGGGAAUAGAUGUCGCCACCUACUACAAUGCAUUGCCUGCAGGGGUGACUGUAUCGAGCACUACAGGGGUAGCAUCAGUACCUCCACCCCCUGGUACUACACCUCCACCUCCCCCAGACACAACCGAAAGCAGCAGUGGGUUGACCUCUACCACAACAUCUACAAGCACAAUUGCUCCAGUGGUUGCCAUUAUACCUCCACCCCCAGAUAUCCAACCUGUUAUUGACAAGCUAGCUGAGUAUGUUGCUAGGAAUGGGAUAAAAUUCGAAACUAGUGUUCGUGCCAAAAAUGAUCUCAGAUUUGAGUUCCUGCAACCAUGGCACCAGUACAAUGCGUAUUAUGAAUUUAAAAAACAGUUCUUUCUUCAAAAAGAAAGCAGUGACAACUCUCAGGGAGUAUCUUCAUCCGAAGAUGUUCCAGCAGAUACUGCAACUGAUACGCCAAGUGAGACUCAAUUUGCAGAUGAGCACACACCUGAAGACGCAUCUGAGCCAAGUGCUAAGGGAGUUCCAGGAACUAAAAAGGAUGUUCCUCCUUCUAAAACUGUCAGUGAUGGUAAAUUGGUGAAAGCAUCAUUUGCUCCAAUAAGCUUUGCAAUCAAGGCCAAGGAAAAUGACCUUCUUCCUUUGGAGAAAAACCGUGUUAAAUUAGAUGAUGACAGUGAUGAGGAGGAGGAAGAGGGCAAGGAAGGCCAGGAGAAUGCUAAUAAUGCUUCAAACCAUACUCCAGCUGUUACCACUCCUUCUACUCCUGCUGAAGAGAAAAAACCUCAGCUUACUCAGGAGGAGUUGGAAGCUAAACAAGCAAAGCAGAAACUUGAGGAUAGACUAGCAGCUGCGGCGAGGGAGAAGCUUGCACAGGCCUCCAAGGAAUCAAAAGAAAAGCAGCUACAAGCAGAACGCAAAAGGAAAGCUGCACUGUUCUUGCAGACUCUGAAAAAUCCUCUGGCAGAGGCAGAAACUGAGAAGGUUGAAGAGAAUUCCUUCAGUGUUGAGAUCACUAUAGAGAGAUCAAGAGAGAUUGAUGUUUCUGGAAUUAAUCAUUUCCAGCUUGUUGUUGAAAUCUGGAAGAGAUAG
Molecule: messenger RNA, 2807 nt
Organism: Cygnus atratus (black swan)
Lineage: Eukaryota; Metazoa; Chordata; Aves; Anseriformes; Anatidae
Gene: SFSWAP
Product: splicing factor SWAP
Exons: 14
Coding region: 525-2807 (760 amino acids)
Biological process (GO): mRNA 5'-splice site recognition; RNA processing
Molecular function (GO): RNA binding
Source: RefSeq, a predicted model, not a curated record